Phytophthora nicotianae INRA-310 is the source of this 1038-nucleotide messenger RNA. RefSeq lists its product as hypothetical. NCBI's taxonomy places the organism in Eukaryota, Oomycota, Peronosporomycetes, Peronosporales, Peronosporaceae. Bases 1 to 1038 code for a protein of 345 amino acids. The record is from RefSeq and is a predicted model, not a curated record. The transcript has a single exon.
AUGUACAACUACGUUCUACGGCAACCCAAUUGGCAACACUUUAGCGACGAUGUCAUCGCUGACGUAGUACAGCGCACAGGACGACCUGGCAGUUCAUUCGAUAUCCACGUCGUCAGAGUCUUGGAACGGUUCCCUCCUCCCGAACAAAAGACACAUGACAAAACGGGGAGGCAGGUCAUUACAUUGGGCCGGGAAACUUCAUGUCAAGAAGCAACUUUGCUUACCUCAACUACCGACAAGAAGAGAAAAUUGCAGCAAUUCCAAGAUUUCGACUCGACGUCUGUUAGUAAGCCCAAAUUGACCAAAGCCAUUGCUAAGCUUGUUUGCUCGGAACAGGCGCGUCAGCGUGAGCUCCGGCGACAGCGGCAGGUUCGGUACCGCAAGAAGAAAGACAAAUAUGAAAAAGAUCUGGCUGAAGAGAUUUGUCGUCUUCGACAAGAAAUCGGUCAGCUCGAGCUCCAAUUGCGGGCGGUCUCGUGCAUGAGUGCCAAGAUCAACUCUGACUGGGCAGCUGUUGCGGAGUAUUUUCGACUCUUCCGCUAUGGCAUCACGACGAGCUCUGCUAAAGCGCAACCUAACUUCCACGAGGCUUUCACAAGUUCAAAGGUGACUUCGAACUGUGCUAUCAAUACCCAAUAUGGACCAGAAGCAAUCAUUCGAACUUGGAGAUCCCUAUGUGAGAUGUUUGCUGACGUCGAGCUCGAACUGAAGAGUUUGGAAAAGGAAGAUGUGGGAACUCUUGUUGCCGCCACGAGAACUAGUGCGACUAUCACGGAGCAUACUCUCCGCACCGCGUUUCCACAUCUUCACCACGGUAAAAAUGUUACCGUGACGGAGAAACUUCUAGGACGGCGCAUCUCAGUGCGCAGUACCAUGAGAUUUUUGUGGGAUCCUACGCACCGGCGUAUAUCAAGCGUGAUGACCCAGUCAGAUUUGUUGACGCCUAUGCUUCGGCUUUUUAGGAGUUUAGAGAACGUAUCUGACGUGUACGAAGGGGCUAUGCUUUCUCUCGACUUCCAACUGAAGACAGACCCGUGA